CGAAAAUAAAAUAAUAACCUUUACUUUUUGCUAAUUUUUUUUUCUUUUCUUGGUUUGGGAGGGUUGUCAUCUGGCAAUCCCGGUUGACCGAAGUCCUUGUCGCAGUUUUCUACCGGCGGAUGCUCCCAAAUUCCCUGUUUUACUAUUUGAAAAGAUAAAUGGCCGGCACAGAUGAAGAUGUUGAUAUGUCAGCAUUGAAAUCACAGCUAAACCAAACUCAAACAAACUGGAAGCAGGAAAUAAAUAGAAAUCGUUCGCAAGUUGAUGACUUGCAAGAGAAGCUCAUGGAAGUUAAGGCAUGCGUAAAAGGGUCAGAGGCAGAGGCAAAGAAAGAACUAGGUGUUCUAUGGCGGAGAGUUAAAACAUCUGCAACAUUAUUGACAUACUUGAAAUCUAAAGCCAGAAUCAUGGCUAUUCCUAAUUUGGCUCAUACAUCCUGUGGUAUCAAACAAAUCGAUGGCGUUGGCCUUGUUGAUAAAAAUGGUGUACCGCUGUCUGGAUGGUCAAGGAAUGUAGAUAUAUCUUCCUUGGAUAGCGCAGAUGAAGACACGUGGACUGCACUUAGCAGUGCAGAGGGUUCUCUUGAUGAACAAGAUGGGGCCUAUAUAAAUGAGUUACUCCAAAGCGUACAAUUGGUCACAGAUGUUAUGGAAGGUCUUGUCAAGAGAGUUCUUUUGGCCGAAACUGAGACAGCUGUUGAGAAGGAAAAAGUAACUGUUGGCCGGGAAGAAAUAAAACGGAAGGCAGUUCAAAUCGAGAACAUGUCUGUAAAACUAGAGGAGAUGGAACAGUUUGCAAUGGGCACAAACAAUGUUUUGAAUGAAAUGAAACAGAGGGUUGAAGAUUUGGUUGAAGAAACUACUAGACAAAGACAGAGAGCUUCUGAAAAUGAGCAGGAGCUUUCUCGUGUUAAGCGAGACUUUGAAUCCCUGAAAUCAUAUGUCAGUACUCUGAUUAGUGUGAGGGAAACACUUCUUUCAUCAGAGAAGCAGUUUCAGACAAUUGAAAAGCACUUUGAACGGCUUGUUGCGAAAACAUCCCAGUUGGAAGUCGAAAAGCUGCAGAAGGAAGUUGAGGUCCAGAAACUCAUGGAUGAGAAUGUUAGACUGAGUGCUCUCUUGGACAAGAAAGAGGCACAGCUUGUGGCCAUGAACGAGCAGUGCAAGCUUAUGGCAUUGAACGCUUCCAACAUUUAGUUUGGCGUACUUGAAAUCCUAUAACAGGUAGCCGGAACCUCUCUCUCUCUUCCGCGACUCCACUCUCAAUUUGCUGGCUUAUGUUACCAUAUCAUGAGAGCGGGCUAUUCUGUUGUUUCAUUAAAUGGGAAAUCAUGAGUUGAUGAUGUUGAUUGGAUACUUGUUGAGAUUUGUACUCUUGAGAACUUUCUCCAUCAACUUCUCUUGCAGUGAUUGUGUUGUUGUGCCGUUA
Messenger RNA from Andrographis paniculata, 1428 nucleotides. RefSeq lists its product as uncharacterized. NCBI's taxonomy places the organism in Eukaryota, Viridiplantae, Streptophyta, Magnoliopsida, Lamiales, Acanthaceae. The record is from RefSeq and is a predicted model, not a curated record. Bases 159 to 1196 code for a protein of 345 amino acids. The transcript has 3 exons. Gene Ontology annotation, biological process: negative gravitropism; response to red or far red light.